This is a messenger RNA of Miniopterus natalensis, 6232 nucleotides long. The record is from RefSeq and is a predicted model, not a curated record. NCBI's taxonomy places the organism in Eukaryota, Metazoa, Chordata, Mammalia, Chiroptera, Miniopteridae.
GCUUUCCGCCCCUCCCCCACGCGCCGGCGUCUGAGUGCGCAGGCGCGGGCCUGUCCGCGCUUUCCGCCUCUGCGCAGGCGCCGUGCCCCUCCCACGGCGGUUGGCCAUAUAGACGCUGGGGGUGGGGGGGAGGUCAAGCGUAGCCUCUUCUCCUUUACCAAGAUGGCGGCUUGUCCCUGUUUCGCCACAGUUCCCACCUUGUGAGCCUGAUCUCCUUACGCUGGUAAGACUGGAACAGCAAAAGCUGGCAGGCUGACACAGGUGGCCUCAGGACGGACUUUCUGGCUACUGACCGUUUUGCUGUGGCUCCCCCGGACCGUGUUGGGCACGCCAUCAACCAUGAGCUCCGUUGCAGUUUUGACCCAAGAGAGCUUUGCUGAACACCGAAGUGGGCUGGUUCCGCAACAGAUCAAAGUUGCCACUUUAAAUUCAGAAGAAGAGAGUGACCCUCCAACCUACAAGGAUGCCUUCCCCCCACUCCCUGAGAAAGCAGCUUGUUUGGAAAGCGCCCAGGAACCCGCAGGCGCCUGGAGUAACAAGAUCCGGCCCAUCAAGGCUUCCGUCAUCACUCAGGUGUUCCACGUGCCCCUGGAGGAGAGAAGGUACAAAGACAUGAACCAGUUUGGGGAAGGAGAGCAAGCGAAGAUCUGCCUGGAGAUCAUGCAGCGGACGGGCGCCCACCUGGAGCUGUCUCUUGCCAAAGACCAGGGCCUCUCUAUCAUGGUCUCUGGGAAGCUGGACGCCGUCAUGAAAGCCCGGAAGGACAUUGUUGCCAGGCUGCAGACGCAGGCCUCAGCAACUGUUGCCAUUCCCAAAGAGCAUCAUCGCUUUGUUAUUGGCAAAAAUGGAGAGAAACUGCAGGACUUGGAGCUAAAAACUGCAACCAAAAUCCAGAUCCCACGGCCAGAUGACGCGAGUAACCAGAUCAGGAUCACCGGCACCAAAGAGGGCAUCGAGAAAGCUCGCCAUGAAGUCCUGCUCAUCUCUGCCGAGCAGGACAAACGCGCUGUAGAGAGGCUGGAAGUGGAGAAGGCCUUCCACCCCUUCAUCGCUGGGCCCUACAACCGACUGGUCAGUGAGAUCAUGCAGGAGACAGGGACACGCAUCAACAUCCCCCCUCCCAGCGUCAACCGGACAGAGAUCGUCUUCACCGGGGAGAAGGAGCAGCUGGCUCAGGCCGUGGCUCGGAUCAAGAAGAUUUACGAAGAAAAGAAAAAGAAGACCACAACCAUCGCGGUGGAGGUGAAGAAAUCUCAGCACAAGUAUGUCAUCGGGCCCAAGGGCAAUUCCUUGCAGGAGAUUCUAGAAAGAACUGGAGUUUCUGUGGAGAUCCCACCCUCCGACAGCAUCUCCGAGACUGUGAUACUUCGAGGGGAGCCUGAAAAGCUAGGGCAGGCGCUGACUGAAGUCUAUGCCAAGGCCAAUAGCUUUACAGUCUCCUCUGUCUCUGCUCCUUCCUGGCUUCACCGAUUCAUCAUUGGCAAGAAGGGGCAGAACCUGGCCAAGAUCACUCAGCAGAUGCCAAAGGUUCACAUCGAGUUCACAGAAGGCGAGGACAAGAUCACCCUGGAAGGCCCCACGGAGGAUGUGAAUUUGGCUCAGGAGCAGAUCGAGGCCAUGGUGAAAGACUUGAGUCACCGCAUGGACUACGUGGAGAUCAGUGUCGACCACAAGUUCCACCGACAUCUCAUCGGGAAAAGCGGAGCCAACAUCAACAGAAUCAAAGACCAGUACAAGGUGUCUGUGCGCAUCCCUCCCGACAGUGAGAAGAGCAACCUGAUCCGCAUUGAGGGGGACCCGCAGGGCGUGCAGCAGGCCAAGCGGGAGCUGCUGGAGCUCGCCUCCCGUAUGGAAAAUGAGCGAACCAAGGACCUAAUCGUCGAGCAGAGGUUUCAUCGCACGAUCAUCGGGCAGAAGGGUGAACGCAUCCGUGAAAUUCGGGACAAAUUCCCAGAGGUUAUCAUCAACUUUCCAGACCCAGCACAAAAAAGUGAUAUUGUCCAACUCAGAGGGCCCAAGAAUGAGGUGGAAAAAUGCACAAAAUACAUGCAGAAGAUGGUGGCCGAUUUGGUGGAAAAUAGCUAUUCAAUUUCCGUCCCGAUCUUCAAGCAGUUUCACAAGAACAUCAUUGGGAAGGGAGGCGCAAAUAUCAAAAAGAUUCGUGAGGAAAGCAACACCAAGAUCGACCUCCCAGCAGAAAAUAGCAACUCGGAGACCAUUGUCAUCACGGGCAAGCGGGCCAACUGCGAGGCUGCCCGGAGCCGCAUCCUGUCCAUCCAGAAAGACCUGGCCAACAUCGCCGAGGUGGAGGUCUCUAUCCCCGCCAAGCUGCACAACUCCCUCAUCGGCACGAAGGGCCGUCUGAUCCGCUCCAUCAUGGAGGAGUGCGGCGGGGUCCACAUCCACUUCCCCGUGGAAGGCUCGGGAAGCGACACGGUCGUCAUCAGGGGCCCGUCCUCAGAUGUGGAGAAGGCCAGGAAACAGCUUCUGCACCUGGCAGAGGAGAAGCAAACCAAGAGUUUCACCGUCGACAUCCGCGCCAAGCCGGAGUACCACAAGUUCCUCAUCGGCAAGGGGGGCGGCAAGAUCCGCAAGGUGCGUGACACCACCGGAGCCCGCAUUAUAUUCCCGACGGUGGAGGACAAGGACCAGGACCUGAUCACCAUCGUGGGCAAGGAGGACGCCGUCAGGGAGGCGCAGCGGGAGCUGGAGGCCCUCAUCCAGAACCUGGAUAACGUAGUGGAAGACUGCAUGCUGGUGGACCCCAAGCACCACCGCCAUUUUGUCAUCCGAAGAGGCCAGGUCUUGCGGGAAAUCGCGGAGGAGUAUGGUGGGGUGAUGGUUAGCUUCCCGCGGUCCGGCACCCAGAGCGACAAAGUGACCCUCAAGGGAGCCAAGGAGUGUGUGGAGGCGGCCAGGAAGCGCAUCCAGGAGAUCAUCGAGGACCUGGAAGCCCAGGUGACCAUAGAGUGCGCCAUACCCCAGAAAUACCACCGCUCCGUCAUGGGCCCCAAAGGUUCCAGAAUCCAGCAAAUCACUCGGGACUAUAACGUUCAGAUUAAAUUCCCAGACAAAGAGGAGAACCCAGGUCACAGUGCAGAGCCGGCUGUGCAGGAGAACGGUGAGGAUGCCGGGGACAGCAGGGAGGCCGACCCUGGCUCUCCCAGGCGCUGUGACAUCAUCGUCAUCUCUGGCCGGAAGGAAAAGUGUGAGGCUGCCAAGGAAGCCCUGGAGGCACUGGUUCCUGUCACCGUUGAGGUAGAGGUGCCCUUUGACCUUCACCGGUACAUCAUUGGGCAGAAGGGAAGCGGGAUCCGCAAGAUGAUGGAUGAGUUUGAGGUGAAUAUACACGUCCCAGCACCUGAGCUGCAGUCCGAUGUCAUCGCCAUCACAGGCCUCGCUUCCAACCUGGACCGGGCCAAGGCAGGGCUCCUGGAGCGUGUGCGGGAGCUGCAGGCAGAGCAGGAGGACCGGGCCUUAAGGAGUUUUAAGCUGAGCGUCACUGUCGACCCCAAAUAUCAUCCCAAAAUCAUUGGGAGAAAGGGGGCGGUGAUUACCCAGAUCCGCCAGGAACAUGACGUCAACAUCCAGUUUCCUGACAAGGACGAUGGCAGCCAGCCACAGGACCAGAUCACCAUCACAGGGUAUGAGAAGAACACAGAGGCUGCCCGGGACGCCAUCCUGAAAAUUGUGGGCGAACUUGAACAGAUGGUUUCUGAGGAUGUCCCGCUAGACCACCGUGUCCACGCUCGCAUCAUUGGUGCCCGUGGCAAAGCCAUUCGCAAAAUCAUGGAUGAAUUCAAGGUGGACAUUCGCUUUCCCCAGAGCGGGGCCCCGGACCCCAACUGCGUCACUGUGACGGGGCUCCCGGAGCACGUGGAGGAGGCCGUCGACCACAUCCUCAACCUGGAGGAAGAAUACCUGGCUGAUGUGGUGGACAGCGAGGUCCUGCAGGUGUACAUGAAGCCCCCAGCCCACGAGGAGUCCAAGGCGCCCUCCAAGGGCUUUGUGGUGCGGGAUGCUCCCUGGACUGCCAACAGUAGUGAGAAGGCUCCGGAUAUGAGCAGCUCUGAGGAAUUUCCCAGCUUUGGGGCUCAGGUGGCUCCCAAGACCCUCCCUUGGGGCCCCAAACGAUAAUGAUGAGAAAACAAACCUCCAGCCUGCUGACCCAAACCCACCGCGCAACGGUUUGUUUCAAUCUGACUCAGCAGCUGGACCCUCCGUAAAUUGUUGACGCUCCCCCUCCCCGAGGUCUCACAGUGAAGCCCGGCGCCCUGCGCUGCGUGUGGCUGGUCCUCGGGUCUGGCCAGCGCCCGGCGCGUGCUCAGGAUCUGCCCGACCCUGGCUGUGGGCCGGCUUUCCACGGUUUGAACACUAACACAGGCGAUUGGACAUUUCACGGCAAGCUUUCUGGUCCACCGGCAUGUCAGCAAGGCCCUGGCCCCACUGAGAGUGCUGCACAGCUGGGGCUGCGCCCACUUCCUGUGUUGUGACCUCAGGAAAUAAAUUUCCUUGACUUUAGAAAAGCCAAACGCUCGCCCUCUUCCUUUCCCAGCUCUUUUUCCUUCUGCCUGCCGUGCAGCCCUCUGGACUGCAGUCCAGUUCCUUCCCGCUGCCACAGUCCGCUGAGCCCAACCCCAGGGUGGGAGGCAGGCUCAGCGUGCGCACUGGAGCGCCCGGACCCAGGGGGACCAGGUUCCAGGUGAGGCUGCAUGUCUGCCAUCUGGGUCUGCUGUGAGCUGAGAACCGUGGGGACGGAGAGGGGUGGCCCGCAGAGGAGAGGCAGAGACCCACUGCCCCUCCAAGCUGGCCUGUUGCACCGACUUCCGCUUUCCCCCUCCCACGCCACAGAGCCAGUGUGGUGUCUCCUGCCAAGGGGGUGCCAGCCCGGUGCUCAGCCUCCUGAUUCCGAUGCCCUGGUGGUUACGCGUGCCUGGUUCGCUGAGGCCGCCAUAGCCCCGGGCCGCACCCUCCCUCACCCUCAGGUGGCCAGUGGUCAGCAGCCAGUGUGCUGGUCCAGAAUGGGGAGCACACAUACCCCCCAUAGGCUGUUCUCUGACACAGACACUGUGUGCAGGCCCUGGAACUGGCCUUCAGAGGUGGCUUUGUGUUCCUGGGGUGGGAAGAGGCUGUCAUUGGGCCUGCACUGGAGAGCAGGUCCUGCUAAGGGAGCCUGCUUUUGUCAGGUGCGUAGUAGGUCAUUCCAGGCCUGACAGGGUGCCCAGCCCCAGCCAGCGUGGCAAAGGUGCUCUCUGGAGAGGAAAUAUGCCUCAGCGGUAUUGUGAAAGCCGCAGAUGGGCCCUUGGUUUCCGGGUUGUCUGGCCUCAGGUCCCCAUCUCUGCCUCCAUGGAGGUGACUGAGCCUCUCUGGAGUUUUCACCCAGAUACUGAGUUCUUAGAGGAGCUGACUGCUGCCUCUCACCUGUCCCUUCCCCAGGGACAGUCACUUCUUCUCUGACCACCUUUUCAUGGAGUUUUUCAUUCACUUACUGCUCAGCUUCGCAAUCUUUAGGCUGAAAUUCCUAAAUAGGCCAGAAUUGCAUAACUCAAGUCUGACGUCAGUUGCCUCUGCGAGUCCCGUUAGCUCUGGCAGCCUCCACAUGCCCCUCUAGGAGCAGUGGGUGGGGUGAGACAUGCUUCAGCUGAAUAGGCUGGGUGACCCCAAACCAGGGGAGUCGAUGGAGACGGAGAGGAGAGGCGCCAUCUGGCCUUUCUCCAGGACCAUCCCCCACUCCCUGGUCCUGGGGGUCCCUUCCGUCUGCAUGAGUUUGGGAGCCUUUCCUGUCGGCCAGUGUGCUGCCCUCUCCUCCCCCUCUGGUGUCUGCCCAAACCUCCUCCUCCUGUGUUUCUAUGGCAUCCAACCCCCUUCCCCAACGGUGGAUUUUUAAUUGUCCCAACAGGUGUUUGCACAUCUGCACUUAUUCCUAAAUGUAGGUGCAGCCCCCUCUCCUACACUGUGCGGGUCUCGCUGUGUGGCUGUGAGUCAAGCUCACAAGGUGACUGUGCCCGGGGCCCUCCUGCCACCUCUGGUGCUGCUUCGGGGAGCCCUGGGCGGGGGUGGGGCCGAGUGUCCGUUCGCCUGUCGACUGUCUUCCAUAUCGUGUGUCCACAGUUACGAUCCAUCCCUUGGCCUUAACUUUGGAAUUUGGAGAUUAUAUGCAAACACGUGUAAAGGCUCAUGAAUGUGGAUGACACUGGAAUUUUAUAAAUUCUAAAUAAAACCCAAAACCAGA